AUGCGACCGCUGCACACUUGGCCAGGUGUCCAUCUCCCUCGUUUCCUCUUUCACCUGCCUCCUCCCCUUCUAUCCAAUUACCUCAUCCUCUCCGCAUUUUUACCCCUCCUUCCCCCUCACACACGACACACCCGACCCUUUCUUCCAGGCCUGGGUAACCAGCUGCUCUCCCUCGUCUCCUCCUUUACCUACGCCCUCCUCACCAACCGCACUCUCCUCAUCAACCCUGAGUGCUUCCCUGCUCGCCUCCUCUGCAACCCCUUCCCCUACUCCUCCUGGGCUCCUCCCACUCUCAACAGGGGAUCCUUCAACCACAUGAGGCUGAGAGCUGAGAAGAGGCGUGUGGGUUACAAUGCGUUUCAAGAACCAGGUGCACCUGAAGCAAACACCACGGAUGACGAUGCUGCUGAUGCUGUGUUCAGCAACCUCAAUUACUCAGUGAAUGACACAGAUCUCAUAUUCUUCUGCUCGCAGGAGCAAGAGAGAAUCGCAGCCGUCCGUUUCCUGGCUCUGCUCACAGAGGAGUACGUUCUGCCUGGCUUGUACCUCGUGUCCGAAUUCGAUGCUGACCUGGAGCGCCUGUUCCCCGACCGCCUGCCGUUGAUGCACGUGGGGCGCUACCUGCUGCACCCCGCCAACUACCUCUGGGAGGAAAUCACCCGCGCCUUCCGAGCCUACCUCGCCCCGCACCAACGCAGGGUCGGCAUCCAGAUCCGUGACUUCACCACAGCCACCAGCAACGAGGGUGAGGCCCUUGCCCGUGUGCUGCACUGUGCUGCCAACAUCUCCCAUGGGCUGCCCCCCACACUGCCCCAUGACCAGUGGCGACUUCUGGCGAGCAACCAGAGCGCAGCCAACUCAAGUGAUAUGGAGCCAAUCCGGAAGGCAGCAGGAGCCGGCACUGUGCGCAGCGUCGGUGUGUUGGUGGCUUCACUAAAGCGCUCCUAUGUGGAUGCAUUACACGAGGCAUAUGUGGAAGGGUUACCACUGGAGGGUUACAAUGUUGCAGUUACCAGUUUGAGUCAUGAGGGCGAGCAGAAGACAGGCGAUCUGCUGCAACUGGAGAGAGCUCUCAAGGAGAUGUGGCUGCUCUCCAUGUGCGACCUGCUCCUGGUGAGUGACAGCUCCACCUUUGGGUACAUGGCAGCUGGGCUGGCAGGGCUCCUAGAGGACCUUGUGUGCGGGCUCUCCUGCAACCCUAAUGCUGGGUCCUACGCGACAAAAUCCAACACGGGGGUGAUCAUGAACGUGUGCUCGGAUCUAGCAGACAAAGUAUUCGCACAGUGCAAGGGCCUUGCUUUCGGUGACAUUUCCCUUUCAGGACUGGUUACCACAGCUGACGAAUUCAUGAACCUCAUUGUUACAAACGUGGUCAAGACACUUGGAGUCGAGGGCUUUGAGGUCCAAAUAUCCUCAUCACCUUGCUUCAACGGCACUGGCGCAUAUCCCCCAUACACUGCCUGUUGCGAUCCUCUCGACGUGCCUGCCACCUGUCCUGCCAACAUCACCGCAAAAUAUGGCGGUCUGGGCGAUGGUAUGGAUCUGACGGGGCUCAUCACCUCUUACCCGGACUUCAUGAACAUCAUCGUGGCUAACGUUGUCAAGUCCCUUGGGAUUGCCAACUUCAAGUUCGAAUUCACUACAACUCGCUGUUUCACUAGCAGUGGAGUCUACCCCGCCAACAUUGCCUGCUGCGACCCUCUCAGUGUCCCUGCCACCUGUCCUGCCGGUUCGGUCAACACCACCGAAUACGCCGAUCUGAUUGGCCGAACCAUCGACCCAGCCAACUGCGCAGCCUCCACUCCUUCCGCCCCUCCCUCCGCAUCUGCCCCUGGUUCAGCCCCCCUGCCCUCCCCGCCCCCAACUGCGUCCCCCUCCACAUCUCCGCCCAAGGAAACCACCCCCUCCCCACCGCCGCCUAUGGUUACCACCCCCUCCCCAUCUCCUGCAGUUUCUCCCCCCUCCCCUUCCCCGCCCUCUUCGUCUUCCUCUCCUCCCACCCCGCCUGCUCCUGCAUCUCCCAAAACAGGCUCGCCCUCCGCUGCUUGCUAUGCAUCGGUGGUUAGAUACCUUAUUUAUGGGGCUGUGGCUUUGCUUGUGCUGUAG
Messenger RNA from Closterium sp. Naga37s-1, 2106 nucleotides. The record is from the annotation of a GenBank genome assembly. Lineage: Eukaryota; Viridiplantae; Streptophyta; Zygnematophyceae; Desmidiales; Closteriaceae.